Molecule: messenger RNA, 795 nt
Organism: Closterium sp. NIES-67
Lineage: Eukaryota; Viridiplantae; Streptophyta; Zygnematophyceae; Desmidiales; Closteriaceae
Source: the annotation of a GenBank genome assembly
UCGGUGGUGAGGAGGCGUUCGAAGAAUUGGCAGAGGCGGCCGAGGCUGACGAGGCGAAGGCCGACGAUGAAGUGGCAGGAGCUGGGGAGGCGGGAGAGGAAGAUGCAUACGCGGAACAUGAUGGCGAAGAGCGGGUAGAGGAAGAUGGUGCGGACGAGGAUGCCGAGGAGGAGGAGGAGGAGGAAGAAGAGGAGGAGGAGGAAGAGGGGGAUGGGGAGGAGGAGGAGGAAAGGGAGGAAGAGGAGGAAGAUGAGGAAGAGGAGGAGGAGGAGGAGGAGGAGGAGGAGGAGGAGGAAGAAGAGGAGGAGGAGGAGGGGGAUGAGGCGGAAGAAGAGGAGGGAGGGGAGGAGGCAGUCGGGGUGGAGGGCAUGCAGGCCAACGACGGCAAGCUCGGCACCGACCAGAGCCAGAACCGCAAGAAGUACGAGGCGACCUGCGCCAGGGUGCGGCGCUGGGUGGAGCACUCAGUGAACAACCUGGGGGUGCGCUACGACCCCACCACCAACGCCUACCAGUUCGGCUCCGGGGUGCUGAUUGACGCUUCCGACUACCCCAGGCUCCCCAGGACUCAAGCCGGUGGAGACAAAUUUGAGGCAGCAGCCAAGGAGCUUCAGCAGCGAGAGUGCAGCAUCAGGGGGAGUACCAACAGCAGAGGUAGAGCAGAAGCAGAGGGAGUACCAGCAGCAGAGGUAGAGCAGCAGCAGAGGGAGUACCAGCAGCAGAGGUAGAGCAGCAGUAGAGAGAGUACCAGCAGCAGAGGGAGUACCAGCAGCAGAGGUAGAGCAGCAGCAGAGG